UUUUAGACAACUUUUUUGCACUACUAACGAGCAGUUCCAAAUUGAAUUGACUUCAAUUCGGCUGACAGUAUUAUUCACGUUCGACCCAAACCGUGAUUGUUUUUGUUUUUUCCACUUCGUUUGCUUCUGCUUUGAAUGGUCUCCGUGUUUCUAGAACUCUGACCUUCCAGGAAACGCAAUAACAGGUACUCAAAACUCAAAAGGAUUCUAUUAUUUAAUGUUCAGACUCCAGAGGUAUAUGUUAUAUAUACUACGUAUAUGUGAAGGAUUUUAAAAUUAAAACAAGAAAAAUCACAGGAAAGAGUUUAAGGUUUCAAGGAGGCUGGUCAUUUGCGCAAGCUUAGAAAGCCGUACGUUAUGGGGAAGCCUCAUCGAUUCCCAGGCGUGAGCGAAGAGGUGCAGAAGCUUGUGGAUGCGGAUAUGGACUUUGUCGAUGCCAGACGUCGUGCCCGCGAAGCAUUUAAACAUAUUCAGCUCUCAGUCGAUCAUAUUUUGUUUAAGACACCUUCUGAUGGACUAAAGAUGGAGGAGUCUUAUGAGGUCAACUCUAGAGGAUUAGAGGUUUUCUGCAAAAGUUGGCUCCCAGAGACAAUUUCCCCCAAAGCAGUGAUAUGCUUUUGUCAUGGUUAUGGAGAUACUUGCGCAUUUUUCUUUGAAGGGGUUGCAAGGAAGUUGGCGAGUGUUGGAUAUGGUGUGUUUGCCAUGGACUAUCCUGGAUUUGGUCUUUCUGAAGGUCUACAUGGCUACAUACCAAGUUUUGACAACCUAGUUGAUGAUGUCAUUGAGCAUUACUCGAAAGUUAAAGAGAACCCCAAACUACGUAGUCUGCCCAGCUUCCUUUAUGGAGAAUCAAUGGGUGGAGCAGUAGCUCUGAAGGUGCACCUGAAGCAACCCGAUUCAUGGAACGGUGCUAUUCUUUCUGCACCUAUGUGCAAAAUCGACAAGAACUUGGUUCCACCAUGGUUGUUAAAACAAGUUAUGAUCGGUGUAGCAAAAUUUCUACCAAAGCAUAAGCUUGUCCCUCUAAAUAAUUUGGGUGAUUUGGCAUUUAGGGAAGCAAGUAAAAGGCAACAGGCAGCAUAUAACAUCACUGCUUAUAGGCAGAAACCACGUUUGAGGACACUCCUGGAAUUUCUGAAGACUACCGCAGAGAUUGAGGAAUCACUAGAAAAGGUGUCGUUACCGCUGUUAAUCUUGCAUGGAAAGAAAGAUGUAUUGACUGAUCCAUCCGUAAGUGAAGCACUGUAUGAGAAGGCAAGCAGUGGUGACAAGACGUUCAACCUAUACGAGGAAUCAUACCAUUGCCUGCUUGAGGGUGAGCCAGAUGAUAUGAUCGACAAAGUCUUCAAUGACAUGAUUUCUUGGCUUGAUGACCGUAGCACUACUACAGGUUAACCAUGCGCCUUUCUUGCUCACUUCUCCAGGAGUCAAAAGAUAGAAAUCAGGGAAAGAGGCAAAAAGCAAUUUUUGUUGUUGUACAAUAUGUAUUGUUUGAUUGGAAGUUCAAAUAAAUAUUCAAAGUUGGAAGUGCAACUUGGUAGUGCACUCGAGAUAAUGUCAAUUUUAUGUAAAAUUUUUGCUGUAAUAAGUUCAUUUAUGCAACAUGUAUUUGGUUAUUUGGAGAGCAGUGUGUAAAAUAAACAACCUUUUUAAGGUAAAUUUAUUAAGUGCAAAGUGCAACGUGUAAAAAAGUUAUUUUCUUUUUAAAAAAAUAGAUGGACUUGUUGUAGGGA
Cuscuta epithymum is the source of this 1733-nucleotide messenger RNA. NCBI's taxonomy places the organism in Eukaryota, Viridiplantae, Streptophyta, Magnoliopsida, Solanales, Convolvulaceae. The record is from the annotation of a GenBank genome assembly.